This is a messenger RNA of Tribolium madens (black flour beetle), 6904 nucleotides long. RefSeq lists its product as uncharacterized. The record is from RefSeq and is a predicted model, not a curated record. Bases 3781 to 6633 code for a protein of 950 amino acids. The transcript is spliced from 9 exons. NCBI's taxonomy places the organism in Eukaryota, Metazoa, Arthropoda, Insecta, Coleoptera, Tenebrionidae. Gene Ontology annotation, molecular function: small GTPase binding. Gene Ontology annotation, biological process: intracellular protein transport.
UCUCAUAAAAAAAACUAUUUUCUUAGUUAAUUUGGUGAAUUUUAGAUUUAUUUUUGAGAAAGUUUGUCAAAAUAAUUGAAUUUGUGGCUAAAAAAGUGCAAAAUGCUCAAAAAAUGCAAAAAAUAGAGUCAUCAUUUUUAACCUUAAUUACUAUAUCAAUAAUUGAAAAUAGAAUUUUGUUUUUUGACGAUUGUGCAAAAAAGUUAAUUUACACGUGUUUUUACAAGAUUAUGAUUUGAGAUUUCUAAAAGUGUUUACAUUUUUUACAUAAAUCUCGCAAAUCUGCCCAAAAACGUGUUUAAACAAUCAAAAAGGUCAAAAAUAACACUGUUUUUGGUCUAAUUUUUAAUGAAAUUGCACGAAAUAUUUAAGUUUUUACCUGAGAAACAUGCUAAUAAUACAUUUGAAAAAGGCGUUUUUUGUUCUAAAAUGCUUAAAGACUUGAAAAAGGUAAAGUAACACUAUUUUUAACCAAAUUUUGUGUUUUUUGGCUUACUUUUUAACAAAAUUUUACUCAAAAAUGAGCUAAAUCGAAUAAAACAAACGACAUAACAUCUAUUUGAAUUCCUUUUUGUAAUUCUGAGGCUUGUUUUGACAAGAUUUUGCAAAUAAAAAGUUCCUGGUUUAAAACGAACUAAAUCGAGCGAAACAAGCUAAAAUAAUACAAUCUAAUUUGUUAACUUUUUAGCCGAUUUUAGCAAAAUGUUUCAAAAAAAACUUUGUAUUUAUUUCAAAAACUUUAUUAAACACUUUAAAAAUGCAUAAAACACACAAUUUUUGGCCUAAUUUAAAGAUCUAAAGAUUUGCGUUUCUGGGUAAAAAACGUAUUAAAACGCUCCGAAAAAGGCGAAAAUAAUGUACUUUUCCACUUAAUGUAAUGAUUUUUUACUCUGUUAGGUGAAAUCUUAUAAAAAACUAUUUUCUUAAAUAAAAACGCUCAUAAAAUGCAAACAAUAGAGUCAUCAUUUUUGUAUAUCAAUGUUUAACUUAAAGGCUGAUUCACACAAAAAGUGUCAUUCAAUAAUGACGUUUACUACUCUAUGUCAGUUUUAGUUAUUUUUUGCCACCUGGGGUACACAUUUAUUAAAAAAUAAUUUGUAGACAAGAUUGAGGUUAGGAUUGUUUGAAUUUUUGCAACGACUACUGCGAUGCACGUUAAUAUGAAGACGGGUGUAUAUAUUAUUAUAUUCCAAAGACUAUUUAGUAUAAGCGUUUAUGUAUCUAAUGUUUUUUUAUACUGCUAAUAAACAUUUAAAUCGCUGAUUUGUUGUUGUAUUGAUAAAAAAUUACAUUUUAGCAUUUCCAUUGUUCAUUUUAAUAUGUUUGAUGUUUUUCGCUAAGGCUUCUUUGUUCAUUUCGCUGCCCCACGUCAAGGAAAAAAGACUUUUCUCAUACGCUAGGGAAUUUUCCCACGUAUCCCUCACGGCUUUAUUAACACAAUUUUUGAAGGAGCGAAUGAUUUGGUGAUGGUGUUGGAGUCUUAAAUCGAUCCAUUCCAUAGCUUUGGCUAAGCAGUCCUCAACGGGGACCACAUGAUCGGCGAUGCCGUUCUCGACACACCCCUGGGCGUUCAAAAUCUGCGACGUGAGUAACAAAUUGAGUGCUUUCUUGCCCCCGAUUUUCUCAACGAGCCUGAAAAAACCGAUCAACUCAACUAAAACGCGCUUUUCGUGUCAAAUUACCGCGUCGUUCCGCCCCACGCUGUUAUAAUCCCCAUUUUCCCGUGAAUGAAGCUGUAUUUGACAUCCUCCGUGGCGAUAAUAAAGUCGCAAAAAAGCGACACUUCGGUGCCGCCCCCCAGCGUGGGGCCCUGGAUCAGACACACGCUGAACAUGGGGAGCUUCUGGAGACGAGUCAAGGUGUCUUGCAUCCAGUUGCUCAUGUAAAGUGCUUCCUUUUGCGUGCCGGAGGCUUUUGCGAAUUCGAGAUCGCCCCCCGAGCAGAAGUUGCCCCCAAGGCCGCAGAGGAGCACGGCUUUGCCCUCUUUCCAUUCUUCGAGUUUCUGGACGCAUUGCCGGAGUUGGACCAUCAUUUUGCCGCUGAUUGCGUUCUUUUUUCCCGGAUUGUUAAAGUAAAUCACGGCGAGGCCUUUGUCGAAGUAUUUGUUUGAGAGGAUGACGUCGCCGCUGCCAAACUGGCUUAAGUAUUUCUCAAUCUCGGCGAAGUUUUCUGACAUUGUUGGGAGACUAAAAAAGGAAUCAUUGAGGUGCGGCCCCCAAAAAACGCCCGUUGAGCCCCACAUUUCCAAUAUUCUUAACCUUGUAACUAUUAAUCAUAGGUGUUAAUUAUAAAAAUGUUAAUUUCAUUAUUGCAUUGUAUGCUAAAAAUUAAAUGAAAUUAAGAUUAGUGCCUCAAUGGCACAAAGGUAAUUUGAGAUAAUUUUCACAAUACAGGACAAAAACUACAACUAAGAAUAUUUGUCGCUCAAAGUCCGUUUCAAUUCCCUAAAUAAGUUGAAUCAUACGUUUAUUUGAAUUUUGUUCAAUGGAAAAUCAUCAAAAUAAAAAUUCGAAUCCUUUAAUAACUUUUUUUUACAAAAUUCUGUGCUCUUGAAGUUGAAAUAAAUUGCAAAUAAUUGACUAUCUUAUCGCUGUUUUUAUCACCCGAAUUGAAUAUUUAUUUGUACACACAAAAAUAAUCGCAAUGUCCUUACCUCAAAUAUUCAGCACAGUUUUUGAGUCAAUAAACUUGCUGUUGCAAUGUCACUAAGCAAAUGUUACCGCAGUUAUGUGUUGUGUUUAAUAAUUAACAAAAAUGUAAUUAGAAAUGAUAAAGACUGCACUGCUAUGUAAUCGCAUCGUUAUUCGUAAUUGGAAUGCUUAACUGUAAUAUAAUUUUCCUAUUAACGUGCUUUCGUAAUUAUGCAAUUUUUAUUGAUCUUUUGAAUUCUGACGUAAUUAUUUUCAUUUGCGACUCGCUUAAUCUAAUUCAAUUUUAACAAAUUUUCUGGACCCGACAUGAACACUAUUAAUAAUUAACUCAAGCCUGAAAUAAUUCAAUAAAUUCAAAUGACCCGCCAAAUAUGCUAUUAUGUAAUUCCAAUGGGCCAAUCAAGUGUCAGACAACCAAAACGUGCUUCUGGCGGUGUUGCCACGUCUGGUGAUUUUCAUGAUUUGGUGAAAAUUUUUAUUGUCUGGUGAUUUUUUUGGAAAUGAAGAAAACUUAAUACACUCAUUUUUCAGUUAUCAGCCUAAUAAAUUUAGUAAAAAAUUAUGACACUAUUUGCAUUUGGCACGUUUUUCUACCAGAAGCUUGAUUGUUUUGCCAAUUUUUUUCAAAAAUAAAUCGAAAACCACUAGAUUAGUUAAUUACGCGACUCAAAAAAUUUCGUUUAAACUUUAAACAGGUUGAAAAGUUACAAUAUUAAAUCGAAAUCGAUGUUAUUUUGUUUAUUUCGCUCAAUUUAACUGAUUUUUGAGUAAAGUUAAGUCAAAAAUAAGUCGAAAGAACCAAAACAAAAUUUGGUUGAAAACAGUUUUAGUACUUUUUGUGAGAUUUUGCAAAAAAUCAACAAAUUAAGUCAAAAAUUGGAUUAAUUUAGUUGGUAUGUAGCCCCAAAAAUCACUAAAUUAUUAUAAAAAAGGCGUUUUUACCUGUUUUUGACUUUAUUUAGCUUGGAUUUGGUGAAUUCAAUCUUUUGGACUGUCGACACUGAUUGACAGGUGUCACAAUUGGUACGACUGUCUAAAGUUUGUUGUCUUAUUUUCAAAUUAUUUUGUUAAUUUCUCAUGUGAUUUUUUAUACCAUUAAGUUUUUGUAGGUUGGAAAAAUAAAUUGAAAAUGUCGGGUCAAAAGCCAGCAUUAAAAAACGCAAUUGCGCAAAUUUUAAGUUGUGCCCUUCAACCGCAUUCAGACAUUCAAAGAUUAACAGAAGAGCGCAAAAAAGCCUUAGAAAUGACUGAAGACUAUCCUUUCAUUCUUCUGGAAAUUAUCCAAAGUAAGGAAGAAGCGUAUGCUGAGAAACUCAUGGCGGCGACUUUCCUUAAAAAUUAUAUUGCUGAUAGUUACGGGGCUAAAGAAUUUGUAGCCCUAAACCCCAACCUGAGACAGAAGUUGAGCCUAACUUUAAUCGAAUUGUUAUCACACGAAAAUGAUGUUAUCAGACAGAUGGUUCUCUCCUCACUUGAACUAUUGGUAGUAAAUGAAUAUCCAAACUUGUUCAGUGUGAUAAAUAACAAAGUCAUGAGUUAUUUACUGAGCGAGAAUAUGUUGGAAGUGACUGGGGCUAUACAAUUCAUGAGGGGGUUGGGUUGCAACCAGCGAGUUUUCUGCAGCGAGAACAUGUACUUUCCCCCGGAAUACAUCGAGCCCCUUUUGAACGUCCUUCACAACGAGAAUUUUCCAAUGGAUUUGCGUGCAGCCACUAUUUCAUGCAUGGUUCAAAUCCUCAUAAGUUGUAAGAAAACUCCGCUGUUUUCGGCCACCAACUCUCGCUUGACUGAAGUUUUCCAAAAACUCCUCAGUGAGCCCUAUAGUCGUUCAAACGAUUUUAAAUUAAGGGGCGAAAUAAUUAAUCAAAUCUCACACGCUGUUGUGAACUUAUCUGACAACGUUUUGGAACUUGUGACUCGGUGUUUACCAGCGAUUGGGCAAAUAAUGUUUAAUUGUUGUCUGGAAUUCAAGGAGAUUAUCAUGGGGCACAAACAAGUACCCCGCGACGCACAUGAGGCCGAACCAGAGAACUUCAAUCAACUUAUUUUGAAUAUUUUGAUCCUCAUUAAUAACAUUUUCGUUUUACCAAACUACUCUUCUCUUUUGACUGACGGUUUAAAUGAUUUUAUGUACUUGUUGUUUAUUUUAAUGUGUGCUUAUGACAACGUCGAGGAGACACUUUUCACGGAAGACAACCUCGAUAUAAGCCCCGAAAUCGACUACACUUUACGCGGACGCUGCGGUCACACUUUACUGGUUUUCAUGGACCGCUGCGACUAUAGUAAAUUUUGUGCCUCAUUUCACCACGUUUUACAGAAACAUAUAGCCGAAGCAAAUCUCGCAAGGGUUAAUUCUGAAGUUUACUAUAACCGAAUUUUGGAAGUGCUCAUGUUUGGGGUUGGUCUUUUAAGCUACGUUUUUGAAGAACCGGAACAGAGUUUUCUUUAUUAUAUCGAACAUUGGUCGAAUUUGUUACUUGAUCAACGUCCCGAUUGGACUGUUUUAGGGAGGCUGCUUUGGGUUGGUAGCAAAUUUAGCACUCAUUUAACCCCGGUUACUUUGAGUCGCCAUUUAAACGCGAUUUUGGCCAACUACAACUCGCAAAAUAGCGCACUACGAAUCGCUUGUUUAGAUGCGAUUAGGGCCCACUUAUCGACGCUGAAAUCCAACCCGCACCGGAUGGUUUUUUCGAAUUUGUUGACUGAAAUAACUGAGUGUUUAUUUAGUAUUUCGGUUUUUUCGCCUACUAUGUCAGUCUUGUGUCUGGAAGCCAUGGCGUAUUUUUUCGAGUUUUCACCCGAAAGUGCAGCUCGGACGUCACAACGUAUCAUGCAAGUGAUUCUCGAUUCGCUUUAUUCUCACAUUUCCAACGCUAGUGUGAUCCGAGAAGUGAAAUUUUUGUUGAGUAAAAUAGUGGUUAAUUCGAGUUGUAAAGAUAUAGUUCAGAGUAGUUUCAUUCCGUUUACGAUAAAACUGAUUUAUAAGAGUUGUCCGAGUCCUUUGAGCUUGAAAGUGGAUGUUCCGGAGCGCGGUUUUGAUUUGUUGAACACCGUUGUGAAGUUUUACCCCGAAACAAUUGACGAUAAUGUGGUAGUUCAGGGAUUUUUGGCUGCUUGUAACUGUAUUUUGGAUUUCAACGAAAGUAGUAUAAUGGAAGUGGCCACGAUUUUUAUUAGUAAUAUUUUAAUGAAGGCUUCGUUUCAAAUUAAAACUUUGAGAGACAUCAAAGGAAAACUUCUGGCCGAAUAUGUACCUGAUGUUCUUUUUAAACUCCUGGAACCUUAUCCACAAGAAGCUGUUUGUCCGUCGAAAUUUGGACGCUUAUGUGUCAUCAGUAUUAUGACACUACCUGAACAAAUCCAACCUUGUAUUGAAUCAAUACUUAAGGCACUUUUAAGUGCGUUACAAAGAACAAAUUGUCGAGAUCCAAUCAAAAGUUACUGUUUUAUUUUUGCUUAUAUGUUUAUGUGGCAAACUGAGAGUAUUGUUAAUUUUUUAUCGGGGAUUCCCGGGCCGGACGGUUGCAGCGCCUUGUCAUAUUUCUUAAAUAGGUGGCAAAUAAAUAUGUUGCAUUGUGAGAAAUUCGAGAAGAGUAUAAUUACUUUAGCCCUAUGUAAAAUGAUUGAAUAUUCGUUUACACAAAAAGACGACAGGAUUAAUGAGUGUAGAAUACAACUGGAAUCACCAUUUGAUGGCGAAUGUUCCGGCCUCGAGAAACUUUAUUUGUGCCUAAUUAAAAUACUAUUGAGUGAAGUUGACGGUGACUGCAAAUAUUAUCAAGAGACAGACGAAGUAAUUAAUGAUGUAUUAGUUAAGAAUCAUCCAGUUUGUGACUUGAAUUUAGUGGAACACAUAAAAUCAUUCAUCAGGAGUUACAACACACAUCAUUAUUACAACGUAGUGAAGAAAUUUAUACAAAAAUCAGAAGAAAAUGUUCUUCACCAACUAGAAAAAAAUGGAAUCAAACCUACCAGUUUAUAGUCUAGUCAUUUCGUUACCCGAUUUUUAUACGUUUUUUAAAUAAAUAGUUUCUUAGGAAUACAGCUUUAUGCAAUAUCAAACAAUACAUAAAAAUAAGAAUAUCACAUUAAAACAAUCUUGGAUAAUUGUAACAAUAUAGUAAUAAUUAUAUAUUUUUUUCUCACUACUGCAUGCAAUUGAAAAAAUAGCCUAGGGUGCGUGAGAAAAAUCACUUUUUGUGUGCAUUUUUCUUUCCGAAUAAUUUUCUCAAUAAAACUUUAAGUUUGUUGAA